Messenger RNA from Oncorhynchus masou masou (cherry salmon), 1606 nucleotides. RefSeq names its product RAS guanyl-releasing protein 2-like. The coding region runs from base 506 to 1606 and encodes 366 amino acids. The record is from RefSeq and is a predicted model, not a curated record. Gene Ontology annotation, molecular function: guanyl-nucleotide exchange factor activity. The transcript is spliced from 9 exons. Gene Ontology annotation, cellular component: plasma membrane. Gene Ontology annotation, biological process: positive regulation of GTPase activity; Ras protein signal transduction. NCBI's taxonomy places the organism in Eukaryota, Metazoa, Chordata, Actinopteri, Salmoniformes, Salmonidae.
UUGUGAACCACAUAGCAGAGCACACCUGAGUUAGUACGGCUCUAGCGAUCAACAGAAAUGACGGUAGCCUAAACCGCAACUGGCAUCUAUUUUAACUUGGUGCUAAGUGCAGGCGGUAGUUCGUUGCACGGGCAGAAAUGUGCAUUUGGGACCUGUAGCAUCAACUCCAACGGAUCGCCUUUCUGAAACUUAUGUCUUCAUUUUUCGCAUAAUUCUUUGCGUCUUUUUCCAAGGACUUGCAAGUGCAUGCAUGGGCUUUAUCGUUUGGUUUAGGGGCUACCAAAAAGGCUAUACCCUAACAGUUAGAUCAUCGGAACAGCCAGUCUACAUGGUCUGGUAAUUUGUUUAUGAAAGGUAUCCUGGCACACAGUCUGACAUUAUUGACUGGGCAGACAUUUCGCGUGAUGGGACUCUCCAAACUCUGAAGGAGUGCAUCUGAAUUGGGAAGAGAGGGUAGAGGACAAAGAACAGUGGGAAACCAGAGGAAGAGAGGAGGAGGAGAAAAAUGGAGGCCAUAUCUUUAGAUCAGUCUGCGACGGUGGAUGAGCUGGUGGAAGCAUGCAUCCAAGCCUUUGAUGAGACGGGCACUUUGAAGGACCCCUCCCUAGUGCGUAUGUUUCUUAUGAUGCACCCUUGGUACCUUCCCUCCACCGACAUGGCAAAGAAACUACUGCUCAAAUCACAGGAGGACAGCUGCACUGCUGAGCUCAGGACAAGAAUCUGCCACUUGGUGAAGUACUGGAUCAGUGAGUUCCCAGCGGAGUUCAAUCUAAACCCAGAGCUGGCAGAGCAGAUCAAAGACCUCAAGGACCUCUUGACCACUGAGGGGAACGAGCGCCAGAGUCAGCUCAUCGACAUCGACAGCGUGCCGUCAUACAAGUGGAAGCGUCAGGUGACCCAGAGGCAGCCAUCCAUGUCUAAGAAGAGGAAGAUGUCUCUGCUGUUUGACCACCUGGACUCCAGCGAGCUUGCCACACACCUCACCUACCUGGAGUACAAGUCCUUCUGCAAGAUACUGUUCCAGGACUACCACAGCUUUGUGAUGCAUGGCUGCACGGUAGACAACCCCAUCCUGGAGCGCUUCAUCACCCUCUUCAACAGUGUGUCUCAGUGGAUCCAGCUGAUGGUGCUCAGCAAGCCCACCGCCCCCCAGAGGGCUGCAGUCAUCUCCCACUUCAUCAGGGUGGCUCAGAAACUGCUCCAGCUCCAGAACUUCAACACUCUGAUGGCCGUGGUGGGGGGGCUCAGUAACAGCUCUAUAUCUCGACUCAAAGACACCCAGUCACACAUCAGCAACGAGACCAACAAGGUGUUCAACAGCCUGAUCGAACUGGUGACGUCGUGCGGCAACUACAGCCAGUACCGACGUCGCUUCUCCGACUGCACAGGCUUCCGUUUCCCUAUCCUGGGCGUGCACCUCAAAGACCUGAUCGCCGUGCACGUGGCGCUGUCCGACUGGGCCGACCCGGGCAAGAGCAGGGUCAACCUGGCCAAGAGCCAACAGCUGUAUGUUAUCCUCCAGGAGUUGGCUCUCAUCCAGACCACACCACCCAGCAUCGAUGCCAACACAGACCUACUUAACCUACUUACGGUUAGUGUCACAUAG